AUGACAGCGGGUAUUGCACCGAAGCAACAUUUCCUCCUGGGGCGUACUCUGUCGUUGGAGGAGGAGAAGAGGAAAACGAAUUCCCCUAUUUGCUUUGGGAAGAAGAAAACAACAACGACAACAACUCAAGCUUCUGCGUUGUCGCAUAAUGCACUCGCAUCUGUUUCCGUUGCUGUGAUGAACAAAGAAAGCAUCGCGCUGUUUUGUAAUAGUGCGACUGUUCUCGCCGCUCUCGUUUCGUGCGCGUUCGCUGGUAAGAUCAUGGAAAAGAAAACAAAGUUUGGAGGAGGUAAUGCGCUGUGUGCGUUAGUAUUCGCGUGUUUCUUGGCUUCGUUUACGCGCGUGUUUUCGUUUUCGACAAACGCGACAACGGUUGUUUUUGAUUUCAUAUGGGAUAUAUUGAUGCCUCUGGGAGUGACUUUAGCGUUAUUAAACGUGAAAGUAAGCGAAUUGGCGACAAAAUCCAAGGAAGUGUUACUCGGUUUCUCGUUCGCCUCUGUGGGUUCAAUUUUAGGCACCGCUUUAUCGUUCGCUCUGUUUUCAAAAUCUCUCGGCGUCGGCGCGCUCGGAUAUAAAAUUGCAGCGUGCUUGUGCGCUAGCUAUAUUGGCGGUUCUUUAAACUUUGCGGCGACGGCAAAAGCGCUCGAGCUGACGAAUUCCGCAGAGUCCUCGAGUCUUUUAGCGGCGUCGAUGGCAGCAGAUAACAUGUUGAUGGCUGUUUUCUUAGGUAUCUUGAUGGUUCUACCGUGCAAACCUCCUUCUCCUCUGGCAGUCGACGAUGAGGAAGAUCAGAGGACUAUGAAAGUGAAAGGAAUAACUGAGGCAACGCUCGGGACGAUCGUUAGUCUCAUGGUUGCAACAGGAACUCUGCUCCUUUCUUCACUCCUCGCCAAACUUGCUAGUCUCGGAAACUUCUCGCUCGCGAUAACAUGCAUAAUCGCCCCUUUACUAGGUGUUAUUCUGAACUCGAAGUUGGAUUUUUCUGGUCCCCCGCAGUUUAUAUCACGCAACAUUAUGUUGCUGUUUUUUGCGUGCAUAGGUGCAGGUUGCAACAUAUUCACCGCUUCUGCCGUCGGGGUACCGCUCUUUGGUUUCAUCGCGGUCCUCUUACUUGCGCAGCUUUUCUUCGCACUUCUUUUCGGCAAAGCUUUUCGCGUGCCUCUUUGGGCAACUUUGAUUGGAUUGAAUGCUAGCGCUGGCGGGCCUGCAACUGCUUUUGCUAUGGCAGCAUCAAAAGGAUGGAAUCGAGCUCUGCAGCCUGCCGUGCUCGCCGGUACAAUUGGAUACGCAAUCGGAACUUUGGUUGGAUGUUUAAUGAGUGAGUUUCUGCGUGUUUUUGCGCCAUUGUAA
Bathycoccus prasinos is the source of this 1350-nucleotide messenger RNA. RefSeq names its product DUF819 protein. Lineage: Eukaryota; Viridiplantae; Chlorophyta; Mamiellophyceae; Mamiellales; Bathycoccaceae. The transcript has a single exon. The record is from RefSeq and is a predicted model, not a curated record. Bases 1 to 1350 code for a protein of 449 amino acids.